This is a messenger RNA of Blepharisma stoltei, 537 nucleotides long. The record is from the annotation of a GenBank genome assembly. Lineage: Eukaryota; Ciliophora; Heterotrichea; Heterotrichida; Blepharismidae.
AUGGACGUUCCUUUGUCACAGAUUUAUAAGUCCAAUUCAAAACUAUUUACCUUUGAGCCUCUUAACCUAUUCCAAAAUCAGCUGAAUAAUAAAAUUGAGCACAGAAGAAAUGAAAGAGUUAGCACAAAAUUGAAAAGACCAGCUACAACCGCAAUGAGAAAGCAGCAAUCUUCUAUAAAUUUGUCGCAUGAUUUAAUACGAAGUAAGGAUAGGCUUGCAAAUGUUUCGAGUUUCAGAAAACUCAUGAAUUCUAAGUCCCAAUUUAAUGAUUUCACACCGAAAUAUAAACCUCAUUUAUUUGCUAAAAAGAAAGCUGUCAUAACUCUAAAAAAAGAAGUUGAAAGAAAAAGCACCGAAAUUCCUAUGAUCAGGCAUUCCCUACGAAUUGCAUUUGGAAUUCCAACUGAGCUGCAAAAGCAUGAAAUUAGCAAAGCUAAAAUGGAAAUGCUUAAAAUAGUUAUAAAGACUCCUAAGCUAGAAAAUGAAAUUGAUACAUCUUCAGAUGAAGAAAUUUAUGGACCUAAAUAUACUCAUUAA